Molecule: messenger RNA, 2092 nt
Organism: Haliaeetus leucocephalus (bald eagle)
Lineage: Eukaryota; Metazoa; Chordata; Aves; Accipitriformes; Accipitridae
Gene: ASB8
Product: ankyrin repeat and SOCS box containing 8
Exons: 3
Coding region: 121-975 (284 amino acids)
Biological process (GO): intracellular signal transduction
Molecular function (GO): protein binding
Source: RefSeq, a predicted model, not a curated record
CUCUUCCGGCCCCUCCCCGCCAUAGCGGGGGGGCCUGGCGUGUGCCUGGCGCCGGGGGCUCGGUGAGAGCCGCCCGGGGCAUGAGGAGGAGAAGGAGGAGGAGGCCGGCCGACCCGCACUAUGUGGUACAUCAUGCAGAGCAUCCAGAGCAAGUACUCGCUGUCGGAGCGGCUCAUCCGCACCAUCGCCGCCAUCCGCUCCUUCCCGCGGGACAACGUGGAGGAUCUCAUCGGCAGGGGCGCGGACGUGAACUGCAUGCACGGCACCCUGAAACCGCUGCACUGCGCCUGUAUGGUGGCUGACGCUGACUGCGUCGAGCUGCUGCUGCAGAAGGGAGCGGAGGUCAACGCCCUGGAUGGCUACAACCGCACAGCCCUUCACUACGCAGCGGAAAAGGAUGAAACCUGUGUGGAAAUCCUCCUGGAGUACGGAGCCAACCCAAACGCUCUGGACGGCAAUAAGGACACGCCGCUCCACUGGGCCGCCUUCAAGAACAACGCCGAGUGUGUGCGGUCGCUGCUGGAGAAUGGCGCCUUGGUGAAUGCCCGCGAUUACAACAACGACACACCGCUCAGCUGGGCGGCCAUGAAGGGUAAUCUGGAGAGCGUCAGCAUCCUGCUCGACUUCGGGGCGGAGGUUCGGGUGGUUAAUUUGAAAGGCCAAACCCCCAUCUCGCGGUUGGUGGCGUUGCUGGUUCGGGGAUUGGGUACGGAGCGCGAGGAUUCCUGCUUCGAUCUUCUCCAUCGAGCUAUCGGACAUUUUGAGCUGAGAAAAAACGGCAGCAUGCCCUGGGAGGUGACCAGGGAUCAGCAGCUCUGCGAAAAGCUCACACUGCUCUGCUCAGCCCCUGGUACCCUACAGACGCUGUCACGUUACGCUGUACGCCGCAGCCUGGGUGUGCGGUUCCUGCCGGAGGCAGUGAAGCAGCUGCCCUUGCCCACCUGCCUGAAGGAGUACGUGUUGCUCCUUAGUUAAGCAAAAGACAAGGCGACAGGGCUGUUCUGCACCGGCAUUCGGCUCCCUUCGUCACUGCUUCCUCGUGGCAGCACUGGGGAUGAGGUUGACCGCUUGGUUUGGAACUCGUGGGUGCCGGAUUCCCCUCCCCGGUCACCGUCCCAGUUUUCAUCCUGCUCUGCUCUUCCACCUGGGCUGGUGCAGGGCAGCAGGGAUUCACCAGUGCCACUCACAGACGUCUCCAUGUUGUGUCUCUGCCCGCAACGCCUGCUUGGUGGCUCCUCCCACGCGCUAUCCCCUUGAUUUUGGCCUUGUGAGAUGAGUGAUCCCCCUUUAAUGGCAAAUUAUAUCCCAGCUGUUGGAUUAACCUGUUUUUUUUUCCCCUUUUUUUGCAUUGGGGCAGACUCUGGGAAAGGAAGGCUUUCUGGGUGUGGGGAGAACAGGGAAACCCUCAUUCUUUGAAGGACCUGGGGCAGGAAGUCAAGAGAAGGUGUUGUCGGACCCAGAGAAGUCCUGUGGGAUGUGUCGGCUGGAAGUCUGGUGGAAAAACUCACCUUAAGUGCGUGUAGCAAGCCUGUAUGUUGUGUAAAAGUGCAGGCUGGCACCUUCGCUUGGCGCGAACACCUGCACACAGCCACGGCUGCCCCAGCACGACACCCCACAGACAGGGCAGACCUUGUGUGUCCCCGGCUCCCGGUGCUUCCGGUGGAUGUGGGGCAUCCCUUCAAAACAUGGAAGUGUAUUUUUCCUUUCUUAUCUAUAAUUUUUAAGAUGCAUCAGUGCUGUAGAGGGGAAGAGGGUGGGAACACCUCAAAAGCCAACACUUUGUGGGGCUGUAAUUCAUGUGAGCGGAGGAAAUGUUUCCCUCCCUCUCCAGAGUAGCUCUGCUCAGAGUGCAGAGCGCUCCAUGCCCCUGAGCAGAGGGUUUCCCUCCCGUCUGCCAUGCAAUAACCCACCCGAGCUCUUCCUUUGCUUUGGUUUUGCACCAUCAACUCACCAUUUCGUUGUUGAUUUUAUGUACGCGUGUGUAUAUACAGAUUUUAGGAGGAGGCGUGAGGAUGUGCUGGCAGCGGGGCACCAGGCAGGACCCCCAUGGGCAGCACCUGCUCUCUGUUCGGCACGGCUCGCUCUUGGUGGC